Sinocyclocheilus grahami is the source of this 2115-nucleotide messenger RNA. RefSeq names its product T-lymphoma invasion and metastasis-inducing protein 1-like. Gene Ontology annotation, molecular function: guanyl-nucleotide exchange factor activity. Gene Ontology annotation, cellular component: plasma membrane; cytosol. Gene Ontology annotation, biological process: activation of GTPase activity; small GTPase-mediated signal transduction. Lineage: Eukaryota; Metazoa; Chordata; Actinopteri; Cypriniformes; Cyprinidae. The record is from RefSeq and is a predicted model, not a curated record. The transcript has 13 exons. The coding region runs from base 126 to 2045 and encodes 639 amino acids.
UGUUGUCGGGCGCUGCAGCAGUGAAUCUGUGAUUUCUGAGGCAUUUCCUGUAACUGAUCCAGCGUCAGUGACGGUGGGCCGGCGUGUUCCUCUCCGAGGCUGUUUCUGCUGGUCCCGAGUCAGUCAUGUCUGUGCUCAAAAGCAACCGACACAGCAAACGCUCAUCGGACUCUAUAUAUGACCUGCUGCACCUGAGUACGGAGCAGGUUGCAGCUUUCUGCCGCAGUCUGCACGAGAUGAAUCCCUCAUCCGAGGUUGUCUCUUCCUCGUCCGGCCCGGAGUCUUCCUCGCUCCCUCCGAGCAACGCCACUCCACGCCAGCUCUCCGAUGCCGACAAACUCCGCAAAGUCAUCUGCGAACUUGUGGAGACGGAGCGCACCUAUGUCAAAGAUCUGAACUAUUUGAUUGGGCGAUAUUUAACCCCGUUGCAGAAGGAGUCUUUCCUCACUCAGGAUGAGCUGGACGUGCUGUUCGGAAACCUCCCGGAGAUGCUGGAGUUUCAGGUGGAGUUUCUGAAGACUCUGGAAGACGGAACCCGACUGGUGCCGGACCUGGAGAAACUGGAGCGAGUAGAAGAGUUCAAGAAAAUCCUCUUUUCUCUGGGCGGCUCGUUCCUGUAUUACGCCGACCGCUUCAAGAUCUACAGCGCUUUCUGUGCCAGCCACACCAAAGUGCCCAAAGUGCUGGUCAAAGCAAAAACAGACACGGCCUUCAAGGCGUUUCUGGACGAGCGCAACCCCAAACAGCAGCAUUCGUCCACACUGGAGUCAUACCUGAUCAAACCCAUCCAGAGAGUGCUGAAGUACCCUCUGCUCCUGAGAGAACUGCACUCGCUCACAGACCCCGACAGCGAGGAGCACUACCAUCUGAACGUUGCAAUGAAAGCCAUGAACACAGUUGCCAGUCACAUCAACGAGAUGCAGAAGAUCCACGAGGAGUUUGGAGCCGUCUUUGACCUCCUCAUCUCUGAACAGACUGGAGACAAGAAAGAGGUUGCUGACUUGUCUAUGGGAGAUUUACUCCUCCACACCAGUGUGACAUGGAUCAACCCGUCCUCCUCACUGGGAAAGUGCAAGAAAGAGCCACAGCUGGCCACAUUCGUGUUCAAAACGGCUGUAGUGUUCAUCUGUAAGGAUUACUCCAAGCAGAAGAAGAAAAUGGGUGGUUCUCACAGAGCAUCAGUCUCAGGUGAAGAGAAAGAUCCGUUCCGUUUCCGUCACAUAAUCCCCACUGAUGCGCUUCAAGUGCGCACACUGUCCAAUACAGAUGGAGAGAGUGCAGCCGUGUGUGAGAUCAUCCAUGUGAAGUCUGAAUCAGAGGGAAGACCAGAGAGAGUGUUUCAGCUCUGCUGCAGCUCUCCAGAGAGUAAGAAAGACUUCUUGAAGAUGGUUCAUUCCAUCCUGAGAGAUAAACAGCGCCGUCAGCUGUUGAAGACGGAAAGUCUUCCUCUCAGUCAGCAGUAUGUUCCUUUCGGAGGAAAACGCUUGUGUGCCCUUAAAGGAGCCAGACCGGCCAUGAACAGAGCAGUCUCUGCCCCGACUCGCACUCUGGGCCGCAGGAAACUGGUGCGGAACCGCUUCACCAUCGACACAGACAUUGUUUUCGACACCGAGCCUGACAGCGACUCGCCAGACUCCCAGCAUGCUCAGCAGCAGGGCAUCGUUCCGGCGGGCGACACCGACCGCUGGGUGGAGGAACAGUUCGACCUUCAGCGCUACGAGGAGCAGGAACAGGACGUGAAGGAAACAGACAUCCUGAGCGACGACGACGAGUUCUGCCAGUCCGCUCUGAGCCCUUCCACCGAUCUGGACGUGGAGGGUCCCCUUUCCGCCCUCUCGCUGGAGGGAGACACGGCUGAGGAGGAAGAAGAGGAGGAAGAGGACGGCAAGAAGGACUACAAAUCCCAGCAUGCCAAGCUGUCUCAUUUAGGGAAGCAGUGUGCCAUGUCGGUGGCCAGUGUGGAUGAGCAGGUGCCCGGUGAGGACAUCUGGGUGCGACGGGACAGCAGCACAGAGAACGAGACACAGGACGAAACCCAGAGCUGAAACGCAUCAGAAGACAGACUCAAUUAAAGAAAUAAUUCACUCGAAAAUUAAAAUUUGCUGAAAAAUUACU